GAAACCAGGCCGGAGUACACUACAUUUUCUUUGAUGACGUCGAGUGAUCUCGAAAAGAAUCACGAAGAUGUUUUUCAUAGGAUAGAAGGAUACUUGAAAGACGCCAAGAUUUUUAAGCACGAUGGCGAUGUGUACAUAGUUCUGGCGAUAUAUUAUGAUAAAACACGCGCGACACAUCGCGUAAAUUCCUUGCUUUAUCGAGUGCAUAAUACGACAAACGCAACAUUAAUCCAGGAAAUUCCUACGGACGGUGCUUGGUCCAUCCAGAUUUUUAAAAUCGAUCAUCACGAGGUAUUUCUUCUCAUCGGUUGUUUCGGCGAGUCUUCGGAAUCUUCGUUGUACAGAUUUGAUCCAGCAACACGAAAGUUCGAACAAUUGAGGACGUUCGCGAGCAGAAGCCGUUACGUGAAGAGUCUAUCGCAGGGAAAGGAUCAUUUCGUUCUGCUGGACAAUCCUGAUACGAACGCCGUGAACAUUUACAAAUACGACCCCGAGUCUCGAAACUUUCAUAGUUAUCAAAGCAUUUUCUAUAUUCAUCAGAUUAAUGGGAUUGAGUGCUUCUACACCGAUGAUUUUGGCAACAGCGAUGUGUUUGUGAUUGUUACGACGGAGAGUGGACGGUUUUAUAUUUACGAAUAUAUGUUUGCCGGGGUAAAUCUACUUUCUUUACGUUUCUUUCUCUACUAUCUUUCUCCACGUUUCUUAUUAAUAAAAAGAAUAAAUUCUCUCUCUCGAAUUUCACCCUUAUGA
Temnothorax curvispinosus is the source of this 750-nucleotide messenger RNA. RefSeq lists its product as uncharacterized. The transcript has 4 exons. Bases 34 to 750 code for a protein of 238 amino acids. The record is from RefSeq and is a predicted model, not a curated record. NCBI's taxonomy places the organism in Eukaryota, Metazoa, Arthropoda, Insecta, Hymenoptera, Formicidae. Gene Ontology annotation, molecular function: protein binding.